AUGCCAACUGGAAGAUGUCGAUAUUGUUUAAAAUCACUUAACAAAAAAUCUAUGACUAAAAUACCAAAAAAUCCCACAUUGAGACAAAUAUGGAUAGAUAUUCUUGGAGAAAAAUUUGCCGAAACUAUGAAGAUUGUGGGAAUGGAACAGAAUAUGUAUUUUGGUCAUAUUUGCAGAACACAUUUUGAAGGAGCUCCCAAAUAUAGAUCAGCAGAUUGUUUUCCGAUUCGGAUGACUGGAAGAGAAGAGAAUGAAGCAAGAGAGAGAGCUUCGAGAAUUCAAAAAAGUGAGUGUUUUUUUCUGAAAAACUGGGGAAAAAACUCGGGAAAAUUCAUGAAAAUGAUCCACAGAUGGUAUGAUUUUUCAAAAAAAAAAAAUGCAGAGUUUUCAGGUAGAUGGAUCAACUGAUUUCUCUGCAAAUUCGACUGAUGAAAAUAUUUGCCGGAUUUGCGAUGUAAAAUUCGAUCCAUUAAUUUACAAAAUUCCGAUUCCAACAAGAUAUGAACACGUCAACAAAUUUUCCGAAAUUUUCGGACAAGGAUUCAUGGACAGAAUAAUUGAACAUCCUGAGCCACACUUCAUGUGUUUUUCUCACGUUCUUGAGAAACAUUGCGAAACACCUGGAAUUUUCGAUUUUUUUAAGAGACGUUUUUUGUAA
Caenorhabditis angaria is the source of this 658-nucleotide messenger RNA. The record is from the annotation of a GenBank genome assembly. Lineage: Eukaryota; Metazoa; Nematoda; Chromadorea; Rhabditida; Rhabditidae.